AUGUUUAAUAUGGUUAAUGGACAAUACAGCUUAUAUGUUAGUAUAGAACUGCAUAAUGAAUGUAAUUCAACUGAUAAAGAUAUAUCUUAUGAUAUAACAACACAAAAAAUUCAGGAUCAUUAUAACUAA
Funneliformis mosseae is the source of this 129-nucleotide messenger RNA. The record is from the annotation of a GenBank genome assembly. Lineage: Eukaryota; Fungi; Glomeromycota; Glomeromycetes; Glomerales; Glomeraceae.